AACAUGGCCAUUCAGCGAAACGCACAGCAGGACGGAUAAAUAUUGUAAACCACUUGCUUUUAAACUGUGUUACGUGUUUCUAGCCGGCAGUAGGGAAGAUUUUAGUGCUCAUUCCAUCGAGAAGUAUUGCAGCAAGAACGCCUAGUAAGCUCAGGCUUCGAAAACCGACCGUAUCGCUUCGAGAAACUAGCCGCAUCUUACCGACAUCAUCGUUCACUGGAGUGAGCGGUGCCAACACGGUCGUCAGACAGACACUCGGAGCAGAAGCAAAAAAGCAUAAAGCUUUUCAUUUUAUGUACGUAAAAUCGCGACCCACCCUUAGUCGGUUGGUGAAGCGGUUCGUGUCCAUUUGUACGAAACUUUCUCCAAUUCGUUCGCUCCGUCGGAUGCCUGCUGCUGGCCAGGCAAGGCAAUAGAUAGGCAGAGCCGUUUGUUUACGUACGUGCCCGCUAAUGUGUCUGACGGCGGGUGGCGGUAGCGGUCGGUACCCCCUUGUCUGGUAGUAAAGUAGAGAGGCAAUCAGCGAAGAAUGCAGUCGCCGCCGUCCCUGGAGGUUAGCUGCACUCGUAGUAAACGAUAAUCAAGUGAUCCGCGUACAUUUACCAUUCGCAAUGUGCAACGCUUGAAGAUAGAGAGGCGCGUUCGCGGAUGGAGCAUAUAUAAAGUAUUGCCAGUAACGGAUAGUGUGUAAUAGCAGGAUUGCAACAAAAAAUACCGUUCCGUAUUGAAGCACGCAAGCAGCAAACAAUAGUAUUUAAAUCUGUCCGUUCGUCCACAUCAUGCUAGUGAGCAAUUGAUUGCAACAAAAUCAGCGUGAAAACUCAUCCUCAUCGUGUACCGGAUUGUGGCUCAUAUUAAUGCACUAUCAUGGAUAGCAGUGAAGCGACAGGCAGCACCAAAGUAGUACGCAAAGGUGGCGCUGAACGCUUACAUCGAAAGGGGUAUCCGUUUGCGUCAAGAGCGGGCCCUAGAACAAUGGACACGGACGGACGCACUGGACACGCUCGGUCCACAGCUCUCUAGUACCGUGACACGCUGGCUACUGUACGGUACCGUCGUGCCCUCCGUCCAUUCGUCCAACUACCAGCACCGGCAAUACUCAUCCGCACAUUCCACCAUAACCGCACAGCCGGCACACGGUGCGCAGACUACUACCCAGACGCAAAUGUCUUCGACGGAAAGUGGUGGCAGCGGUGGUGAUGGUGGUGGUGGUGGUGGUGGUGGCAGCAGCAGCAGCACCAGUAGUCCCAAAGUGCCCUCGCCCACCCGUCGAACGCCCGGGCGGCGUGCGCGAGAACUGCAUCGUACGUCGACGGCCACCUCGUCCUACUCCUCGGGCCGGUUCCAUUACCUCCAUACUGUCCAGCCUGUCCUCGGUGAACAGUGCGGGCGGUGGUGGCCACCAGCAACAACAUUCCCAGCGCAAACAGCGUCGCUACAAGCGACGGAUAGCCAAGACAGCAGCGGCGGCGGGUACAGCUGAAACCAAAGGUGGUGACGUCGGCAGGCGGCGUACGCGGAAAGCAAUGGCCAACAAAACGAACCCGACACCCGGUGGACCGACGAGAGCCGGUCCGAUUCUUCAGAACAUUCCAAUUGAGGGACCAGUGUCGAUGCCAUGGUUCGGCAUGGACAUCGGCGGCACGCUGACGAAGCUGGUGUAUUUCGAGCCGAAAGACAUCACGCCGGGCGAACUGGACCAGGAGGCACGCAUUCUGCGCAACAUUCGGCGUUACCUGACGAAGAAUUCCGCCUACGGUAAGACGGGCCACCGGGACAGCCACCUGCAGAUGGACGAUGUGGUGAUCCGGGGUCGCCGUGGAUCGCUCCACUUCAUUCGCUUUCCGACGUCGGAGAUGCUAAGCUUUCUGAAGCUUGCCAAAUCGAAGGGCAUGGCCCAGCUGGUAACGACCGUGUGUGCAACCGGCGGCGGUGCGUUCAAGUUCGAGGAAGACUUCCGGCUGAACGUCAACAUGAAGCUGGCCAAGUUUGAUGAGCUGGACGCGUUGAUCAAGGGCAUACUGUUUACCGAAACGCACAACAAAUGUGAAUGCUACUUUUGGGAGAAUGCCAAUGAAAUUAGUAGUACGAAGAAAAAGUUCGACUUUAGCCAACCGUACCCGUUUAUACUGGUGAACGUCGGCUCGGGCGUAUCGGUGCUGGCGGUGCGCGGCCCGGACAACUACAAGCGCAUCUCCGGUACGAGCCUGGGCGGCGGAACAUUCCUGGGCCUGUGCUGUCUGCUCACCGGCUGUGAAACAUUCGAGGAAGCAAUACAGUUAGCUACGAAGGGUGAUCAUAAGAAAGUAGAUAAGUUAGUUAAAGACAUUUACGGCGGUGACUACGAGGCGGUUCGGGCUGCCCGGCAGUUGGUCGCGUCCAG
Anopheles stephensi (Asian malaria mosquito) is the source of this 2383-nucleotide messenger RNA. Its product is annotated as pantothenate kinase 3-like. The annotation marks the transcript as partial. The record is from RefSeq and is a predicted model, not a curated record. Lineage: Eukaryota; Metazoa; Arthropoda; Insecta; Diptera; Culicidae. Gene Ontology annotation, cellular component: nucleus; cytosol. Gene Ontology annotation, molecular function: pantothenate kinase activity; ATP binding. Gene Ontology annotation, biological process: coenzyme A biosynthetic process. The transcript has 4 exons.